This is a messenger RNA of Tetranychus urticae (two-spotted spider mite), 2134 nucleotides long. RefSeq lists its product as uncharacterized. NCBI's taxonomy places the organism in Eukaryota, Metazoa, Arthropoda, Arachnida, Trombidiformes, Tetranychidae. Gene Ontology annotation, cellular component: trans-Golgi network membrane; AP-1 adaptor complex. The record is from RefSeq and is a predicted model, not a curated record. Gene Ontology annotation, biological process: intracellular transport. Gene Ontology annotation, molecular function: clathrin binding.
UUGCUCGUUGAAUAUACACAACAAACAAGAUGAAAGAAUUUUACCUUUGAUUAACUGUUUUUUUUGUAUUUUUCGACACUUUCUCUCAAUGAUGGUUAUCUAGAUUUUAUAAUUACUCCUAGACUAUUCAUUUUUUAAUAGUUUAAUCAAACAAUCAACUUCUACUAUUGUAAACUGAACCAUCAAUUUGUGGCCUUACCACAUCAACAAAACCAUAUCUCAACUUUUAUCACCUAUGUUACCUUUACAAUCUACAUUUAGUUUAAUUUAUUUGUUUACUUUUGUUCUAAUUUUCUUUGUUAGUUUGUAUAAACCUUUAAAUAAUUUAUGAAUAUUUUUAUAAACUUCUAAGUUCUAAAUUUUAAUAAGUGAUACCAUUAUCUACUUAACCAUGAGCUUUACUGUUGAAGUGAACGACAGUGAAUCCACUAAUACUAGUUAUCCAAGCAAAACUCAACUGGAUGAUGCUGAUUUCGAUGAAUUCGAUGAUUUUCAAGAGGCAUCUCCUUUGAUUAAUGGUGAGACUAUCAACAUAUCUAAUAGUCAGCCAUUUCCAGUUGAUCCAGAUAAAACUGAUAGCCUAAAAAGUCCGACGUCCUUUUCUAAACCUGUAGACUCUACCCAAAAUUUAACGACAAGCUUACCUAGCUUGGAUAUGAUUAUUAAUCAAUCUUUCAUCAAGGCUUUUAACGAUGAAAAUGAUAAAGCCAAUGAAAGCAUUACAUCUGAUCUUUUCAACGAUAAAACAUCUCAAAGCUAUAAAAUAUGGGAAAAUUUAACAAAUUUGGAAGAAUCAACGUCAUUUCGCUUAAAUUGGGAAUCUUCUCAUACAUUCCAAGUCUUUCUUAGAUCUCUUAAAAUUGACAACAAAAAUAUUAUUGAUAACUUUUUUGUCAAUACAUCUGAAUCAAGUUCAGAGCCAGAAGAACUCACCAUGAGUAAAGUAACAUUGGCUGAUUCCCAACCUGAGGUGGUCAAUACUGUUGAAAAUCAAAACUCGUCUCAAAUUUCAUCGUCAUCGCCAUCUUCAUCGCCGCCGAUUACAUCAACAACAUCGUGCACAAUCUCAUUGAAUUGUGAGCCGCCAUCCUUAGUUGAAUCAACCAAACUCCCACAAGUGUCACAAAAAGCACAACAAACCUUGAGUGAAUCAAACCAAAAUCAAAAUUCAAGUGCCUCAUCAGUACCUAAAGUAAAUUUUGAUUUGAAUACAAGUGGAUUAGCUAAUCCGUCGGAAGAAAUCAAUCCUUCUAACAAUCUAUUGGAUGUUACAUUUUUCUUAAACAAUCCUAACUUUAUGCAACCUUGCUCAAGCCCUAAAGCAACUGUUAAAGCCAAUGAAUCUGAAUCAGCAACAUCACUACAAAACAACGAACUAUCAGCCAAGCCUCUUUCCAUCAUAUCGUCGACAUCAACUGAUCCCUUCCACAAUUUGAUCUCUCACAUGCAAGAUGCAUCUUCUAUGCGAUCCACAACCAAAUCAUCAAUUACACCAUCUGAAACUAAUAAGAUUUUCGAAGAAUUACCUUUGCUAUCUUUCAUGCGGACAAAACUUAUGAUGUUUCCUUUGAGAGAUUCAAUCAAAGACUGAUCAUCCAAGAGCAUCUAUCCAAUCAAAAAUGACAUUGGUAUGAAUUCAACUAAUGAUAUUUGAGACUGUUUCGAAUGUACCUUUCUUCUAAUAUUACAUUUUUCACGCUCAAAAGUUGACCUUUUACAUUGUUCAAUUUGUUACAAUUUUAUCACCUUUUCAUCGUUACUAGAGCCAUCAGAAAGAUACAUUAUUUAUAAUUAGCUUGUAACUCACCUUGAAAUUGAUUAAUGACAAUCAAAUACUAAAUUUUCACAAAAGUGAAAUAUCUCUCAUUUUGUUGAUUGUAACCUUGUAAAAAUGUUUAUAAAUUAUUUUACAGUAGCAUAUGUUUAAAUAUUACGACAAAAUUACUCGUUGAGAUUUGAUGACAAUCAAUUUCUAAUGCACUUUGGAUAAAAAUUACCAAAAAUGUUAAAAAUGAUCCGAACCAUAUCACAGAUCAAUUUAAAUUGUUUAAUCUCUACUUAUAAAUCAGCAAUGAUUUAAUCAAGUCCAGUAUUGAAAAAUAAAACAAUCUUUUCAGUAUUGAAAGAAAGAUCU